Molecule: messenger RNA, 1754 nt
Organism: Papilio machaon (common yellow swallowtail)
Lineage: Eukaryota; Metazoa; Arthropoda; Insecta; Lepidoptera; Papilionidae
Gene: Adck1
Product: aarF domain-containing kinase 1
Exons: 6
Coding region: 135-1685 (516 amino acids)
Biological process (GO): mitochondrion organization; protein phosphorylation; lipid homeostasis
Cellular component (GO): mitochondrial inner membrane
Molecular function (GO): ATP binding; protein kinase activity
Source: RefSeq, a predicted model, not a curated record
UUGACAGUUUGACAGUCAUCAAUGCACGUAACAUGAAGACGGAAGAUUUUGUAUUAAACAAAAACUUCUUUCUUCUGUGAGGAGUUGUUGAUAAGUUUUAAAAUGUGAUAGAGGUUGUAAAGAUACUAGCUAAAAUGGUUUAUAGUAAAGUCCCUCGAUUAGUUAGGUACGGUUUAAGUGGGGGAGUAGCGAUUGGUAGUGCUGUAGCUGCCAUGAAAUAUCGUGAAACCGAUUAUAAUUCUUUGGCUGUUGUGAGGCUUAUGAGGGCAGCAUAUACCGCUGUGGAUAUUGGAAGAACUUAUAAGUCUAUGUUAUACAGCAAAGAGUGGGAUAAAAACUCCAAAGAGUACAUUCAAAUCAAAAGUGAGGCGCAUCAAAUUGGCGCGGAGAAAUUGCUUGAAUUAUGCCGAACAAAUAAAGGUGUGUACAUAAAAGUCGGGCAACACGUAGGUGCGCUCGACUACCUGCUGCCUUCGGAAUACGUGACGACAAUGCGUGUUUUGCAUAAAGAUGCCCCUAGAAACACAAUUGAGGAACUUUACAAGGUUAUUAAGGAAGAUUUAAAUCAGGAUCCCCAUGAAUUGUUUAUUGAGUUUGACCCUGAACCACUUGGCACUGCAUCCCUUGCACAAGUACAUAGAGCUAAACUAAAAGAUGGUACUGAGGUAGCUGUUAAAGUUCAGCAUCAUUUUGUUAGAAAGAAUACAAAAAUUGACUUAAAAUGGAUGGAAUUCAUAAUAACCACAAUGUCCAAAGUAUUCCCUGAUUUCCAAAUGCAAUGGCUUAUUGAUGAAACAAAGAAGAAUAUAGCAAAAGAGUUGGAUUUUAUGCAAGAAGGUAAAAAUGCAGAAAGGGUGUCUGCUUUGUUUAGUGAUUACAAGUGGUUAAAGGUACCAAAAAUAUUUUGGGACUACAGCACAGAGAGGGUCUUGGUCAUGGAGUAUGUAAAUGGUGGUCAAGUAAAUGAUGUGAAAUAUAUUAAUGAACAUAAAAUAGAUAAAUACAAUCUAUGUUUAAAACUCGGUGAUCUGUACUCACAUAUGAUAUUUGUGAGUGGAUUUGUGCAUAGCGAUCCACAUCCAGGAAAUAUACUUGUGAAGAAAGACCCCGGUGACAAAGAUGUAACGGUAUUCCUGUUGGACCACGGUUUGUAUGCUCAAUUAUCUGACAAAUUCAGAUAUCAUUAUUCAAAGUUAUGGCUGUCUAUAAUAGCUAGAGAUAAGGAUGAAAUGAAAUUGCAUGCAGAGAAACUUGGCAUACCCAAAGACCUGUAUGGUUUGUUUGCCUGUAUGGUGACUGGACGGCCGUGGGAUGUCAUAUUAAAGGGUAUUGAUCGGACUAAACCAUCAUCUCAAGAGAAAUCGACAUUUCAGAAUGAGUUACCUAAUUUCUUGCAUCACGUGACUCAAUGUUUGGAACAUGUGAAUCGUGAAGCGCUACUAGUUUUGAAGACAAAUGAUUUGAUCCGUAGCAUUGAGUAUGCAUUGGGGAUGCAGGAGCGAAUGUGUGGGUUUAUGGUCAUGACCAAAUGUUGCACACAGAGUAUAUACCAGCUUGAAUAUAAGAAAGAAAAUUCCUUAUUAAGGCGACAAUAUCUCAACACGAAGUAUAUUUGGUCCUUGUUACUACUUUAUGUGUACAAUGUUUUUCUCAAGCUUAGAGAAAAAUUUGUUAUGUACAGUUAGUAUUGAAAAUAUAUUAAAUCAAUGUACAUUUAAGAUGUAAAUGGUCUGACAUUACCAAAAAUAUUUAUU